CAUGGUCUCUCGCAGUUUCACCGCCAAGAAGCUUCCCCAACUCAUUCAUACUCCCAAAGUGAUUCUAUCUGAACAUUCAUGCGCUCCGCUUCUUUAAGCCCUCUUCUCCACGCACAUUGUGGGCGACAAACCGAUCCUUGUUCGGGAUUUCAUACAUUCUGCGCUUUACAACCCGAAACAUGGCUACUUCUGCCAAAGAUCGGGUUCAGUCGGCGUGCUUGAGAAAAGCAUUAGGUUCAAUCAGCUUGAAGAGAAGCAUACUAAUUGAGGAUUCAAGAAUAUUCAUGCUUUAUGGUUGAAGGAUAUGGGGCUAUGGUUGGUGGCUAACUCCCCAUGCUUCUUGAAUACUAACAGAACAUUAUGGUUGAAGGAAGGGGGAUAGAUGCACCAAGUUCUUCCAUCGGGUUGCUAACACAUAUAGGCAAAACAAUGCUAUAGAGAUGUUGAUGAUAGAAGGGGUGGCUUCCUCCAACCAAAUCGAGAUCGCAGAUCACAUUGUCACUUACUAUGAGAAUGUGCUUUCGGAGCAGUUUUCUUGAAGGGCGAGACUAAACGGGCUUGCUUUUGAUAUUCUUGAUUAACAGGAAACGGAACAACUCGAAAGGCCAUUUGACGAGUUAGAGAUCAGGAAAGUAUUAAAAUGCAUGGUAGGUGACAAAGUUCCAGGCCUGGAUGGCUUCUCCAUGCCUUUUUUUUAAAGACAUGGUGGGAUGUGCUUAAGGAAGAUAUCAUGGGGGUCUUCCAUGAAUUUCAUGAAAAUGGAAGGUUUGAAAAAAGCCUAAAUGCAACUUUUAUUGCACUCAUUCCUAAAAAGCUUGGUGCUGUAUAGGUAAAAGAUGAUCGUCCCAUUACCUUGGUGGGUGGGUUAUACAAAAUCUUAUCCAAAAUAUUGGCGAAUAGGUUGAGCAAGGUGUUGAAGAGAUUAAUAUCAAAGCCUCAGAAUGUCUUUGUUAAAGAUAGGCAAAUCCUUGACUCAAUACUUAUUGCCAACAAAUGUUUGGACUUAAGUUGGGAGAGCCGGGGGCUUUUAUGCAAACUGGAUAUGGAAAAAGCUUAUGAUCGUGUCAAUUGGAGAUUUUUACUCUAUAUGCUUGAGAGAUGUGAUUUUGGCAUGAAAUGAUGUACAUGGAUCCAUCACUAUAUCUCUACAACUUGUUUCUCUAUAUUGGUGAAUCGCCAAAAAACUUCUUUAAAAGCUCACCAGGAUUAAGACAAGGCAGGAAAGCUUAUAUGAAAUACUUGGAUGAUUUAUACAAGCGGAGUGACAUAGCUUGGUACACUCCAGUGGAGCUUUUUAAGCCUUGGUAUGCUCAUGGAAUUGCAGAAGCCAUAAUGCGUACUACUAAUCUUUCAGUUCCAUUAAAAAUAUAUGAAAUUGGUGGUGGAUCAGGGACUUGCGCGAAGGGCAUAAUGGAUUACAUAAUGUUGAAUGCACCUGCUAGAGUUUACAACAGUAUGACUUACACCUCAGUGGAAAUCAGUCCUUCACUGGCUGAGAUACAAAGAGAAACUGUUGGAGGAGUCCGUAGUCACUUGUCAAAAUUCAGAGUAGAAUGCCGUGAUGCUGCUGAUCGGACUGGAUGGGGGGCUGUAGAGCAACAACCAUGCUGGGUAAUAAUGCUUGAGGUGCUUGAUAAUCUUCCACAUGAUCUUAUCUAUUCAGAAAAUCAAGUUUCUCCUUGGAUGGAAGUAUGGGUUGAAAAGCAACAUGAUAGGUACAAAGUUUCUUCCUUUAAUAGGGAAACACUCUCUGAGUUAUAUAAGCCAUUACAAGACUCCCUAAUUAAGGGUUGCGUUGAUAUUAUUGACUUGGACAAAAAUCAUAGCAGUCAAAGCAGCAUAAUAUCAAAGACAAGAAGCAUUUGGUCUAAGGUUUUUCCUGCACCUCGAAGAUGUUGGCUACCAACUGGUUGCUUGAAACUACUUGAGGUUCUACAUGGAGUGCUACCAAAGAUGUCUUUGAUUGCUUCUGACUUUAGUUACCUACCUGAUGUGAAGAUACCUGGUGAAAGAGCUCCCUUGGUUUCAACCAAGAAUGGUGGAAGCAGUUUGGAUUAUGGCAGUUAUCUUGAUGCAAAGGGUGACGCUGACAUCUUUUUCCCCACCGACUUUUGGCUUUUGGAAUGCAUUGACCAUUAUUGUUCUGGGUGGUUGAAAUCGCUCAAAGAUAGAUCAUCCAAUCAAGGGAAGAAGAGGCGAACACUUACUCUUGAUACAUCUUCAUUCGUGGAAGAGUUUGGAUUGCCAUCGAAGACGAGAACAAAGGAUGGAUACAACCCACUCCUCGAUGACUUCAAGAAUACUAAAUUUUAUAUUAGUGUUCCUACCCAUAACAUUAAAUAGACGACAUCUGGCAACUAUUUCCAAGGAUGCUUUGUGGUUGAGAAUAUUGGCAAAGCUCAGGCAGUCAAGAUUGCAUCUUUCGAAGAGAUGAGAAUAUUGGCAAAGCUUUGCCCAGGCAGUCAUCGAAGAAAUGAUUCGGGCUGUGCACGAUCAAUUUCUUUGUCAUUUAUAAUUGGAUUGAAUACAAUUUUCACAGAAUAAUUUUGGACCAUGGGUGGCCUAUACAUUAUUUUUAUACAUGUAAUUUACACAGCCAAGGGCAUAAUUACGCAUAAUAGAAUGCUCUGAUGGCUAAAAAAUUUUCAGAUUUUCUUCAUCCUUUUCAAUUCAAAAAGCUUGCUGAGCAAGAGUUUGUUUUAUAUUUUAGUAAUUUAUGGUGUAUACAUGUAACAGGGAUUAAACCA
Molecule: messenger RNA, 2747 nt
Organism: Carya illinoinensis
Lineage: Eukaryota; Viridiplantae; Streptophyta; Magnoliopsida; Fagales; Juglandaceae
Product: protein arginine methyltransferase NDUFAF7 homolog, mitochondrial
Exons: 15
Coding region: 1117-2343 (408 amino acids)
Cellular component (GO): mitochondrion
Molecular function (GO): protein-arginine omega-N symmetric methyltransferase activity
Source: RefSeq, a predicted model, not a curated record